Messenger RNA from Xenopus tropicalis (tropical clawed frog), 1361 nucleotides. Its product is annotated as SLAM family member 9. Gene Ontology annotation, cellular component: membrane. The transcript is spliced from 4 exons. NCBI's taxonomy places the organism in Eukaryota, Metazoa, Chordata, Amphibia, Anura, Pipidae. Bases 195 to 869 code for a protein of 224 amino acids. The record is from RefSeq and is a predicted model, not a curated record.
UUUACUCUUGGUUGGAAACAGUUGCUGUUGUGUUACAGCUGGGAGGAACAUACUGUCUUGCUAUUAUCCACCAACAAUUAGGGUGCCCCGCCGGCUGCUCUGGACUCAAUGAGGACUGGAAGUGAAGGAAACUGAGACUGGGGCUCCUCAUCCGACCCCUAAGCAAGCUUGUAAAUGACUCCGUUACAUUCACUAUGGAGCCGGCUGGAUGUGCCCCGGAAGACACCACCAUCAGGUGGAAAAGUCAAGAAAAAUAUCAGGAAAUUGGAUUUUGCAGAAAGAAGAUUUUCAAUGGGAUCAGCCCUCAGUUUCACAACCGCGUCGACUGCAAUGGUGAAACCCAGGUUACUAUCAGGAACCUGUCACAGACAGAUAGCGGCCUGUACAUUCUCUUCUAUACGUUACAAUGCAAAGUGAAAAAAGAUGUGAAAUACCAUGAACUUACUGUAUAUGAGCCUGUUUCUGCCCCGCAUAUAGAGAAGAACGUGGUGAGGAAUUCAGCUUGUUGGUGCAAUUUCACCCUUCGUUGUUGUGUCCCAGGGAAAGCCUCAGUGGAACGGUACCUUUGGCAAAAAGGGAGGAAUGAAACUGGGUACCAGCUCUAUAGACAUGGACCCUUCAUCCAGGUGUCACUGCAGAGCCAAUCAUUUGGGUCAUUGGAUGAGGAGUAUAUCUGCACUGUGUAUAACCCAGACGAUCAAAAAAACACCUCCAUUAACAUAAAGGACAUCUGUACUCUAAUGGCAGACAGUUCCAUUCACUGCAACCUGAAGAGACCUGAAUCUGCAAAACUCCAAGGAACCAUAUGCAUUAUUUUCAGCUAUGUGGUGUUGGCACUCACACUGAUUUUAGUCCUGAAGUGCCUAUAAGGGUGGUGUCUGGCGUACAAAUGCAACAUAUAGAUGGAACUUUAAAAACACCAUGAAAUGUUUGCAAAUACUUAAUAUAUGGUUUUAUAAGCAGCUUACAGUAUAUGAAGCAUGAACAAUACACAGUAUAGAGGAGACCACCUCUUGGCAGGGAGUGUGGCACAUACUGUAGGUUCAAUGAUCUACAGAACAAAGAGAAAACUGAGUGUUGUGUUCCGCCUUUAGCUUUUGUGGAUUACUGUAUAUCCAGGCGAAGGAAGCAGGGGAAGGAACGCCAGAUGGACUGAGAAAGGAAGAAGUUGGUUUUAAGGAAGGAGAGAAGUAUAGAACCAACACAACAAGCAGAGGAGAAAAGAAGAGAGCAGCAGAAAUUGAGAAAAAAGCAAACAGUAAAACACAUCAAAAGUGGAAAAAUCAGGAAGCUCCUGACUUUUUAUAUGGAUUUAAAGCCAAAUAUACACUAUAAAUUGAACCUUUUUACAUCUAUCAUAA